Molecule: messenger RNA, 4247 nt
Organism: Diatraea saccharalis (sugarcane borer)
Lineage: Eukaryota; Metazoa; Arthropoda; Insecta; Lepidoptera; Crambidae
Source: the annotation of a GenBank genome assembly
AUGUUACGUGGCACGAAACGAGUCGACGACGCUCACCCUGGCAACGAAGAUGCGCUGGAGGGUCGCAUGGAGCUGGAUCAAUUCCCCAGCGCCAGCACACUGAGGCAAUCCAGUUUGAUGCAAAGCUGCCCCUUCAAAGGAGCUCCUAAAUGUCCACCCGCAUCUAAAAGGUACCGUACCCAUGAUGGAACAUGCAACAACUUCAAUCGUCCCCGAUGGGGCUCCACGAUGACCCCGGUACAAAGAUUCCAACCGCCAUCAUAUUCUGAUGGAUUACAAGCACCUAGAGUUUCCAUCUUCGGCACCAAACUGCCUUCUGCUAGAGAAAUCAGCGCACUGAUCCACAGCAGUGAGAAUGCUGAAAACUCUGGAAUAACACAUCUUCUGAUGCAAUGGGGACAGUUUCUGGACCAUGACAUCACAUCAUCUUCGCAGUCGAGGGGUUUCAAUGGCUCUGUGCCGCGGUGCUGUAAAGAUGGCGGACGGGAAUUUAUGCCUAAGGAAUUGAUGCAUCCAGAAUGCUUCCCGAUCGCAGUGCCGUCAUCGGACCCGUUCUACGGUCCUCGUGGCGUGCGUUGCCUGGACUUUGUGCGGUCGUCGCCGGCGCCCCGUGACGGCUGCGAGCUCGGCUGGCGGGAGCAGUUCAACCAAGUAUCCGGCUACAUCGACGCAUCACCAUUGUAUGCCAGCUCGGCGAGACAGCAUGCUGCAGUACGGGCGCUUGCAGCAGCGCCGGCCGCUGCUGCCGCCGGAGCGGCGCGACGAGCUGUGCCGCGGCGGCGCGCUGUCCGCCGACUGCUUCAAGUCCGGGGACGGCCGCGUCAACGAGCACCCGGGCCUGGUGGCCGCGCACAUCGUCUGGCUGCGGCAACACAACCGGCUUGCGAAAACAUCAGUGAUAACUAUAGUAAACAGGCUUCACCUCUCACUUUGCUAUUUUCGCUAAGAAGGAUGAAGAUGCAGAGCAAAGAGUACCUUUAUUUAUUAGAACAUAGAGCUAUCAUGCCUAAUAGUCAGCAAAUCACCACACUACAAUAUUUGUAUUUCAGAAUGGCUCAAGAAUUGGCACAUCUGAACCCUCAUUGGAGUGACGAGAAAAUCUACCAGGAAACAAGGAAGAUAGUGGGAGCGAUGGUACAACACAUCACCUAUAGGGAAUUCCUCCCAAUCGUUCUAGGUGGAGAGGUUAUGCGUCUAUUCGAACUGGAACCUCUCAAUAAAGGCUACUACAAGGCGUACAAUCCUAAGAUUAACCCGAGCCCGGCCAGCUCCUUCGGCUCCGCGGCCUUCAGAUUCGGCCACAGCCUGGUUCAGUCCUCCAUGAUGCGUUACGACCGUUUCCACAGACCCAUUAAUAACAACGUGUCUCUCCACAAUGAAUUAACAAAUCCAUCAAACAUUUGGAGCAUGGGUGCCGUAGAUCGGCUCCUACUCGGUAUGGUGAACCAGCCGAUACAGAAACGCGACGAAUUCAUAACAGAGGAACUCACUAACCACCUAUUCCAGACGCCACAUUUUGAUUUCGGUAUGGACUUGGCCGCUAUCAACAUUCAAAGAGGGAGGGACCAUGGAGUGCCACCUUACACAACAUGGCGGGAACCUUGCGGACUAUCACAAAUAACUGGAUUCGAAGAUCUAUCCAGAGUUAUGCCAAAAAGAGUAGUAAGGAAGUUCAAAAGUUUAUACCGACAUGUAGAUGAUAUCGACUUGUUCACGGGAGGAAUGGCAGAAAGACCAGUGGUGGGUGGGCUCGUAGGGCCGACCUUCGCAUGUAUCAUCGCUCAACAGUUUACCAAUCUUCGGAAAGGGGAUAGAUUUUGGUACGAAAAUGGAGGUUUCGAUUCAUCAUUCACUCCAGCUCAAUUACAACAAAUUCGUCGAAUAUCGUUCGCCCAAGUUCUAUGUCGCACUUUAGACACCAUUGACAGCAUACAACCAUUCGUAUUUUUGUCACACGACAAUCCUGACAAUGACAGAAUCUCGUGCCAAAAUGGUUUACUUAAUAACUUUGACUUAUCACCUUGGGUAGAAAUCAACUCUGACCUAAAUAACGACAUAAGCAAAUCCGACGAUAUUCAUUCUAGUACCACAAAACCUAUUAAAUCUAAAACAACAACAAUUAAACCAUCUGAGACUAAAAAGACGCAAACACUAUCCGCAGCUGCUUCUAAUAAAAUAACACAGAAGAGACCACCUCCGCUAGUUAACUCGACAAAAGCUCAAAACGUGACAAAACAAAAACCAACUACUCGACUUAACAAAACUGACACGACAACAAAAGUCAAAAACAAUUCCACCGUUACCGUGAAUCCUAACAAUACUUUAUCAAAAUCAAACGUAACUCAGAAAAUUGACGAUAAACUUGACUUUAAAAAUAAAAGUAGACGUUAUGAUAACAGUAACAAUGACUUAAUUAACACACGAAAAAACCAAAAGGGACCAGAGAAAACUUAUGACUAUGACUACGAUGACGAUCAAGAACAGAUAGUACACAACGUGCAGACCGUUGUCGUAAACAACUUGUCACACAAACGACCGUACCACAGACCGACUGACUUUCUGACUGUGACAGAAAAUGUAAACAAAUACACUUACUUAAUAAACUAUGUACCUAGACCGACUGAAUCAUGGCGACAUACGACUAGAAAGCCUCACGACAGAAAUAAAGACAGAGACGUAAUCAAAGUGACUUACCAGACUUACGGUGACACAUACAGACGACCGAGUAAACCUCACUAUUACAAUAAAAAAGACGACCAACUCGACAGUAGAUACGAAGAAUUUUACAGAAAUAACCGACCAGCAUCACAAACAACUAACAGAAACCAAUUGCAUUCUUCCGCACGAUCUAACGGAGAAUCAAUUUUGACAACUAAAGCUACUGCUGACCAGCCUCUAGAAAAAGUUAGUUCUUCGACUGAAAAUUUUUACAAGCUUGUGACUUUUGGAUACGUUGGCACUUAUAAAGGUGACAUGACUGACCACUUUCAAAAUAAUAACGAGACCGACAUAAUUGACUUAAGACAUGACGUAAUCAGCCAAGACUUUUCCACUUACGAGACUAAGAAACUUGACGCUAUAAAUGAUGACCAGACUGAUAAUAUGAAAUUAUCUACGUUCUUUCUUUAUGAGACGGCGACUCGACCUUACAGUAACCUUCAUAGACCAACAAGACGACACGAUGUACAGAACGACCAAAGUAGAGAUAACUCAAAUAAAUAUUAUUACAUCAAAAAUGUUUUACAUAAAUAUGGUGACUCUGACGUUAUACCGACUGACAAACCAAUUGAACUAAAGAAAGACAUUAUAAGAGAAAACUAUAACAAUCCAGGCGUUCCUUACUCCGUUGACAUAGAAGAAAGAUCUGCUCCCGGGAAAAUGGAUCUUUUGGAUGAAAUAGAAUCGAAAGCAGUCAAAGUUAAAAAGCCAAAUAAUGAAGCAAAGACACCUUCAGUUGCUUUUCAGAUAAUACCAAGCGAAAACAGGUACGUACUCAUUAAAACAGUUUUACCUUACUAGGCACAGUUGCUUUAUAUAUAAUUCCAAUCUUCAAUCCUUGAUUUUUCUAUAUAACCCUAUUACAAAGUUAUAAUGUAUUCUAGCUAACCCAUAUAUCUCUCAGGCAGAAAAAUCAAAUGUUUAUGUCCAUGUUUUGUUACAGUCCCUCUCAAUGGAAGGUCUACGACGAGAAGACUGAACUCUCUGAUGGGCUACCACACCGGAUGCCAUCUAUAAAAGCAGAUCCAUAUGCCUUGAAGGAGAUUCCACGACCCAUGAACCUAAACAGAAUGAGGAAACGACGACCGGGCAAGAUAUGAUAACGAAAAUAAAAUGCCAUAUUUAUAAAGCUAGGUAAAUUAAACGCAGUACCAAGACCGAUAUAAAAUUUACAUAUUAUUUUGAAAUUUAUUUUAUAGGAUGCAGGGAUUUUAACCAAAACCAUUUAUGACGUAAUUGGCUACGAUAUUCCAUAUAUCGUAUUCCAUAAUUAGCUAUACCGAGACUAUUAGACUGAGAGACUGAUAAACGAACUCAACUGAUAUGACCACAAUGACAUAAAAAAUCAUAUCAAAAGACUGACUGACUACUCUUAUUUAGUAAACUCGACAAAAGAAAACUACAUCUUAACUAGAAAUCUCGACGAUUGAAUUUAUGAUUACUUUUUAACUGCUUGCAGAUUUGACAUUUUGAUUGGUGACUGAAUUGACAUUUGGAUUGCUGACAGUAUUGACUUUUUAACUGCGUAA